Molecule: messenger RNA, 488 nt
Organism: Lates calcarifer (barramundi perch)
Lineage: Eukaryota; Metazoa; Chordata; Actinopteri; Centropomidae
Product: cystatin-A
Exons: 3
Coding region: 110-385 (91 amino acids)
Cellular component (GO): cytosol
Molecular function (GO): cysteine-type endopeptidase inhibitor activity
Source: RefSeq, a predicted model, not a curated record
GAGUGACACAGUGGGCCUAUAUAAUAUGACAGUGAAACUGAGCACUUACACUGAGACACACUAAGGUUAAAAUUUGGCUUUGUUAUUGUGUUCACUGUGGUUUCUCACCAUGUCUGGAUUCUCUCCUGAAAAGCUUGCAGAUGAAAACGUUCAGCGCAUUUGUGACCAGGCAAAGGCUGAAGUCGAGAAGACAACCUCGAAGACUUAUGAAGAAUUCACAGCUGUUAAAUACAAGGAGCAGAGUGGAGCUGGACAAACCUUCAUCAUCAAGGUUCGUGUAGACAACUGGAUUCAUCUGAGUGUCUACAAAAACCCCAGUGGAAAGAUCAUGCUGAAUGGUGUGCAACAGGACAAGAACAAGCCCGAUUCCAUCGAACCUUUCUAAUGUGAUCACACAGCCUUUGCAAACAAAUGAUUUUGUCAUGUCAUUUAAAUGAGUUCUGUUCUCAUAAACCAAUGACUUAAUAAACUCUACAGUAUCUGCUUCA